UUUUUUUUUUAACAUUUUUUGCAUUUUGUUUGUUAAGAAUGUCUAGACAAGAACAAGUUUCAAAUUUGCAAAACUUCUUAAAAGGGGUAGAUAAAGACAUAACUAUGAUUUUACAAAAUUUACAAUGGGACAGGAGUUCGUUUUCUAAGGAGCAGAUUCCUCUUACGAAGUGUAAAUAUAACGAAGACCAUAAAGUUUCACUCAGUAAAUUGAGAGAACAUGAAGAGAUGUGUUUUCUGAAACAAAACGAUUAUGGUCCUGAUGAUGUUUUGCUGCCAGAGCUACUUGAUAUUAAAAGCCCGACAGUUGUGAAAUUCAAUUCAAAUGAUAUUAAAGAAAUAGUAGAUAAUGCUGCUUCGAAAGAACCAAUGUUCAAGAGAGGGUGUAAUAGAGAAGCUGUACUGCCUCUUACUGCUGAGCGUCUCCAGGCAACAUACACUUCGGACGAGAGAAGAGCCAUACAUGAUGCAGUAGUCAGCUCUGUGCGCACCAUACGGGAACAAGAUGAUGAAUUUGUCUUACUAAGUGGCAUGUCCGGGGCUACGGACAGCGAUAAGUCUUGGCUGGAGCGGCUGGCGGAACAACGCGACCGGCGCCGCCGCCGAGCCAAGUACCGCGCGCCGCCAAAGACGCGCAACUAUUCGCUCGUGCUGCGUGACGUCAUCUCUACCCAGAUGGAGUUACUUAGUGAAAUGAAUGGCAACUCUGAAGCAGACGAAAGCCAUAAACAUAAUAAAAACGGGGGUGUUAUAAAAAAGGAAAUGGAUGAGAGCUCACAAUAUGAGGGAGUAGAAUAUCCUAACACAAAGAAAGAUAUAAAAAGUGCUAGUAGCAGUGGAUCUUAUUCAGAGAAGCAUAACGAACGAACAAAACGUCAAGACAGAUAUGCAGAAGAUAAAUACAGGGCAAGAUAUGAUAAAUAUAAUAAAUUUAAGCAUAAUGAGGAUUCUGAAAGUAAAAGAGAUUACGAUGAACAUCACAAAGAUAAACACAAUGACAAUACUGAGAGUAAAAGAAAUUACGACAAUCAUUACAAAGAUACUGACAGUGCUGGAUAUUAUGAUAAAUAUAACAGAGAUAAAAAUAAAAAGGAGAAUGUGAGUAGAAGAUAUUAUGAUAAACAUAACAGAGAUGGAAAUAAGGAGGAUACCGAGAGUAGAAGAUAUUAUGAUAAACAUAACAGAGAUGGAAAUAUGGAGGAUACCGAAAGUAGAAAAUAUUAUGAUAAACAUAACAGAGAUAAAAAUAAUGAGGAUAUUGAGAGUAGAAGAUAUUACGAUAAACAUAAAAAACAAGGCCAAUCAUCGAGACAUAGCAGUAAAACAGAAUAUAGUAAAGAAGAUGCAAACACUGACGAUACUAGUAGAAAUUAUUCCAGACACACAAAAUACACUUAUAGGGAAAGAGGAAGAAGUAGACAGGAAAGUUCAAAAGAUAAUUAUACAGACCAUAGAGAUGACAAAAUGUAUAAAAAAGACAAACCUGAUAAACGAAAGAGGGAGUGUGAUGAAUAUUAUGAGGGUUACACAGAAAGCAGACAUAGUUCAAGCGACAGAAGGAAAUAAAAGUAUAAUGAAAGACAUGAGAGAGAAAAAGAAAGAAGUUAUCACAAAAAUGCUCAUAAAUAUAGAAAAGAUGAAUAAAUGUUACUUAAGUAAG
Molecule: messenger RNA, 1659 nt
Organism: Aricia agestis (brown argus)
Lineage: Eukaryota; Metazoa; Arthropoda; Insecta; Lepidoptera; Lycaenidae
Exons: 6
Coding region: 39-1565 (508 amino acids)
Source: RefSeq, a predicted model, not a curated record